UCCGCACAGUCCAGGAAUCUCUAAACAGGGUAUAGAGGUCUUUCUGAAGUCCCCCCUCUCUUUUCCCCCUCUAUCUCAAAGCCCGGAUUGGUCACAGUGAGGCUCAUUUGCAUGCCUCGCCGUAUAAACCCUCCUGCAGACACUGCAGCCCUCUUGCGCUGAGAGAGCAGCACACCUCCAGUCGAGAGAGAGAGCGGAGCGCAUCCAGAGUGCGCAUUGAAAGACAUAUGGAAUAUUUAUUGUGGGCUUUUUCUGAACAAAAAACAACCCCGGAGAGUUGAUUAGAGGGCGGGAAGAACUCUUGUUUUUGUUUUUUUCUCAGGUGCGUUUGGUUUAAACUUUGAAUUGGACUGAGUGAGGACGCUCUGCUGAAUUUCAGAAUAUUUAGGAGAGAAGGUGCGAAGAUGGGAGAAACAGGGUGGAACGGGCUGUUGGUGCUAGUGUGCGCCUCUCUGAUAAGCCUGGCUGCUGUCACGCACGGAAAGACGGUGAAAUAUCAGACAUUUGAGGAAGACGCACCGGGGACGGUGAUUGGAAACUUAGCCAAGGACACUUCCUCCUCUGCCUCUUCUUCCAGGAACAGUUUCAGGAUGAUGAAACAGUUCAACUCGUCUUUCAUCCGUCUGAGAGAGAGCGACGGGCAGCUGACCAUCGGAGAGAGGAUAGACAGAGAACGGAUCUGCAAACACACCCUGCACUGCCUCAUCGCUUUCGACGUGGUCAGCUUCUCCAAAGAGCAGUUCAAGCUCAUUCACGUCGAGGUGGAGGUCAAGGACAUCAACGACAACUCUCCCGAGUUUCCCCGGAAAGAGUCGAGUCUGGAGAUCUCCGAGAACACAGCGGUGGGCACCCGGAUCCCCCUGGACUUUGCCGUGGAUGAGGAUGUUGGGACAAACUACAUCCAAAGCUACCAGAUCUCUGUUAACAGCCACUUUUCGAUCGACGUGCUCAGCAGGGCCGACGGGGUUAAAUAUGCGGAGCUGGUGCUCAUGAAGGAGCUGGACCGGGAGACGCAGGCUUCUUACGCGCUGGAGCUGGUCGCCAUGGACGGCGGCAACCCGUCCCGCAGCGGAACGACGCGCAUAAACAUCAAGGUGAAAGACUACAACGACAACAGCCCGGUGUUCGACAGGAGCAGCUUCUCCGUGGACCUGCCCGAGGACGCGCCUGUGGGCACCCUCUUGCUGGACUUGAACGCCGAGGACCCGGACGAAGGGCUGAAUGGUGAGGUGGUGUACGGGUUCGGUCACCAGGUGCCCCCGGAAAUACGACAACUCUUCAGAGUGGACAGAAAAAGCGGGCGGCUCACUCUGGAGAGCCCGGUUGACUUUGAAAGUAAGACCACGUACGAGUUUGACGUCCAGGCCACUGACCUGGGUCCGAACCCGAGCCCGGCCAUCUGCAAAAUUGUCGUGCAGGUGCAGGACGUUAACGACAACGCGCCGGAGAUCUCAAUCACCCCGAUGACGUCCAUCACGGCGGGAAUAGCGUACAUAACUGAGGCGGCAGCCAGAGAGAGUUUCGUGGCUCUGGUCAGCACCUCGGACAGAGACUCGGGCGCUAACGGGCAGGUGCACUGCACGCUGUACGGACACGAUCACUUCCGACUGCAGCAGGCGUACGAGGACAGCUUCAUGAUUGUGAGCACCAGCCCGCUGGACCGUGAGAAAAUCCCCGAGUAUAACCUCACAGUGGUGGCGGAGGAUUUGGGCUCCCCUCCCUUCAGGACCAUCACUCAGUACACCAUCAGACUGACGGAUGAGAACGACAACGCGCCGGUGUUCAGCAAGCCUGUGUACGAAGUGUCGGUCGUGGAGAACAACGCGCCCGGCGCGUACAUCACCACAGUAGUGGCGCGGGACGUCGACAUGGGGUCAAACGGGAAGGUCACUUAUAAACUGGCGGACACUUAUUUCAUGGGCUCCCCCAUUUCCACCUUUGUGUCUCUAGACCCUGCCAGCGGUUCGCUUUACGCGCUCCGGAGCUUCAACUAUGAAGUUAUGAAGCAGCUGGAGCUCCGAAUCACGGCCAGCGACGCCGGCUCCCCGCCGCUGUCCGGCAGCGCGAGCGUGUACGUUAGGAUAGUGGACCAGAACGAUAACGCGCCGUAUAUCACUCAGCCGGCGCUCAACAACGGCUCCGCUGAAGUCCUCCUGCCCCGGGACUCACCGAGCGGCUACGUCAUCACCCGCGUGGAGGCUCGGGACGCAGACGAGGGCGUGAACGCGGAGCUGUCCUACGGACUGGCCACCGGCGAGCCCUCUGUGUUCUCCGUUAACAAAGCCACAGGGGAGAUCUACCUGAACCAGGUGCUGAGCCAAAACGUGGACGAAACCCUGAGCGUGACCGUCACGGUGAGUGACAACGGGAGGCCCGCACUCACCUCCACAGCCACGCUCCACUUCCUCAUCAUCGCGGGCUCCCCGCCGAGCGACAGAACCGUGUACCAGCCAGGCGGCGGGGAGGAGGUGCACGCGCAGUGGGACCUGUCGGUGGUGAUUAUCGUUGUCCUCGCGGGGAGCUGCACUCUCCUGCUGCUCGCCAUCAUCCUCAUCGCCACCACCUGCAACCGGCGUAAGCGGGACAAGAGCGGAGAUGACAGCGACUCGUACGGGGAGAAGGGCGCUCUGGAGCGGGGUAGGAGCCACGUGGUGGACAACCCGCUCCUGCCUCUCCACGGAGCCGGGGGAGAGGCGGGUUUUGACGGACAGUCGUACAGUAGCCAGCCAGGGGCGUUCACCUCGGCUCACCCUGGGGGCAGCGACAUGUGCUCGGCCUCGGAGGACGGCAGUGAAGUGCCCUGCGUGUAUGACUCAGACAACAACAACAAGCUCCGGGGGAAUAAACACGAGGGCUACUCUACUCUACCCGGGUAUGGGAAUGGCAAAGAGGCGGUGAGGCCCAUCACCAUCUGGAAGGGCAACUCUUACACCACCAUCUCUGCCAGGGACCCAGCCUUCAGUGGCAAAGACAGUGGCAAAGGGGACAGUGACUUCAAUGACAGUGACAGUGAUGUGAGUGGAGACACUGGCCUGAAGAAAGAAGGGGCAGCAGUUCCUCCCAUGGGUGGCCAAAAUGCUCUGUGGGCUUGCACCAAUGAGUGUAAAGUCCUGGGUCACUCAGAUCGCUGCUGGAGCCCCUCAGCAGUGAGAGCCAACGCAGCCCCAUCUCCGGCCCCGACCCUCUCUUCCUUUAGCAGUCUCUCCAAAACGGCCUCUCUGCCCCGGGAUCCUCACCGCAGGGACAACUACUACCAGGCCCACAUCCCCAAAACUGUGGGUCUGCAGAGCGUGUACGAGAAGGUGCUGCAUAGGGAGUACGACUAUGUUCUGGUCACUCCACCCAGACCUGUGAGGGUGCAAGAGAUCAGCGAUAUAAGCAUCCCCGUUUACACCCCGACCCCAACACACUGUCCCAACAAUGAUGACUAAAAUAGACACACACAGCCCUAAGCUCACUUGCAAGGAACUGUAUAGUGUGUUCAGACUUUUAAUUUAUGAUUAACUGACAAUGAGAACAAUGUAACUAUUUGCUGUGGAGAGUGCGCACACGUUGAUGUCCCAAAAUUUCAUUUGUUUUAAUGUAAAAGCCACCUUUGAAGUCCAUCCAAUCACUUUGUGACAACUUGCUGGACUGGAUGUGUAUAAUAUGCAAGAUUUGUACAUUGAGAGAUUUUUAUUUUUAUAAUGAAAGUAUAAUGAAGCAAAAAAUGUGUACAUAUGAAUUGUAAUUAUCAAUCUUUAUGCAUGCUUGCUAUUUAAAACGAAAUGCCCCCAAUAUCUGGUUUCAUGGAGGGCUGGUGACCAAUAAUGUAUCAAGUUGACAACCACAUAAGGAAACGGACUUGAAUGCAAUAAUUAAAUAACUGUAAAGUCUUUUUUAUCAUCACAAUACGCUGAAAGGAAAUAAACUUUAAAUUGUUCUGAAAA
Messenger RNA from Haplochromis burtoni (Burton's mouthbrooder), 3929 nucleotides. RefSeq names its product protocadherin-8. NCBI's taxonomy places the organism in Eukaryota, Metazoa, Chordata, Actinopteri, Cichliformes, Cichlidae. Bases 405 to 3431 code for a protein of 1008 amino acids. The record is from RefSeq and is a predicted model, not a curated record. The transcript is spliced from 3 exons. Gene Ontology annotation, molecular function: calcium ion binding. Gene Ontology annotation, biological process: homophilic cell-cell adhesion. Gene Ontology annotation, cellular component: plasma membrane.